Saccostrea cuccullata (small rock oyster) is the source of this 1715-nucleotide messenger RNA. RefSeq names its product coiled-coil domain-containing protein 43-like. The transcript is spliced from 5 exons. The record is from RefSeq and is a predicted model, not a curated record. Bases 33 to 665 code for a protein of 210 amino acids. Lineage: Eukaryota; Metazoa; Mollusca; Bivalvia; Ostreida; Ostreidae.
ACGUAGUGUCCGAGGUGACUAUUGUUGUAAACAUGGCAGCUGCCACAGUCGAUUUUGAUGUUUGGUUGGCAGAAAAAUUGACAUCUUUGAAUCCAGAGGUAGAUACUGAAGUGUUUGUGUCCUACAUCAUUGGUAUCCUAGAGACAGAAACAGAUGCCGAAGACACAAAGGAAUCCAUCAUGGAUAUUCUGGGAGAAGUAUUGGAGAGUGAGAGGGAGUCAGUUUGUGAGGAGGUGAUACAAAGAUGGAACAAGGAACACAGUAAACCCACAGAACCAGAGACAGAUACAACUCAACUCGCAACCCAGCUGUCUGACAUUCUUGUCAGUGAGAAUAAGAAGAUUGAGAGUGUGAAACCAAAAGAAAAGAGUGCUGAAGAGAUAGCAAGGAAAGAAGCCAUCCUGGCUCAGUAUGCAGCAGUCUCUGAUGGAGAAACAGAUGACGAUGAGGAGGAAGAGUCAGGAGCCACUGAAGGAGGAUUAGUGAAAAAUGACAAUGCAGAGGCAGUUCAAAGGGCUGUUCAGGAACAGCGAGAAAAAUCCAAACAGGAAUACGAGAAAAAGAAGGAGAAAGAUAAACAAGACCGUGAAGUACAAAAACAGAAAGAGAAAGACAGAAAAGAGACCGAGAAGAAGCGAACACAGAAAGGAGAGAGACGAAGAUAACGACAAUCCCUAGCUAGGAUAUUUAAUUGUUUAGUAUUCAGAGCUGCCAAUUCUUAAUAUUUUGGUGUAUAGGAUUGAUCGUCUUAAAUAUGCUUUCAAUACCAUUUCAUAACCUAUUCUUCCAAUUUCCAUUUUUAUUAUUUCAGUUUUAAAUGCCAGAAUUUUCAUAGCUGGCUACUUAUAGUUUUCACUAUCAUGAUAAAAAAGUCCUUACAUUAAUUGCUAGUUUAUAUUGUAAUGGUCUACUUCCAUACACUCCUGCAGUCUUAAUUAUUUUAUUAUUGUAAACAAAGGGGAGAAAUCCAUCCACAAAUGAUCUAUUUGUGUAGAAUCUCUAGUGACUGAGGGCCUUAGUGUCCCUUAAAUCCCCACUUUUGAAUUUUUCAAUUUAUGACUUUUGCAGCUCUGGGUAUUGCCGGUAACCUUUUUUCAUGAAUAUACAGUCGAACUGGUAUAUGCUUCGAUGGCUACAGUUGGACUCCUUUUGCUUAUAUUUGAAACUGAAAUUUCAGUAGAUAAAUUAAAUCAGAUAAAAUGUAAUAUGUUUAGAGAUAUGAAUUACAUGUAGUUUACUGUUUAAUUAGAUACAUGUGAUUCUUUGUCAUAUAUAUUAUACAGAUUCAACUUAUUUACUCCCAUUUUAUCCAAUUUAGUUUUCUUUUCAAAUAUAUAUACCAAGUAUAUAUAUUUCUUUCUUUUUUGUGUUUUAGCAAAAGAGAAAAAAACCCAUUCUUUUGUAAUGUCACUUAAAAAAAUAUAAAAACUUCAAAGAAAUACCCCAUUGCUUUUUGGUUGAACUGUACAAGCAAAAGAAAGUUUCAGAUUAUGUGGGUAUAAACUUACUAUUCUGAUAGUAGAUGGUAGAACUGUUGAAAUUCAUAAAAUACUUGGGGCUGAAUAGUACACUAUGAUAUUUCAUUCUCUAUUUUAUAAGCAUCUGUGUGCUUGUACAAAUACACAAAAGUGUAAUGCUUGAUGCACUGAGGCUUGGAUUGUUGAAUGUAGCAGCUUAUAAGACAUUGUUGAAAAUAAAUACAUAUACAUAUGAAA